Molecule: messenger RNA, 1446 nt
Organism: Penicillium cinerascens
Lineage: Eukaryota; Fungi; Ascomycota; Eurotiomycetes; Eurotiales; Aspergillaceae
Exons: 1
Coding region: 1-1446 (481 amino acids)
Source: RefSeq, a predicted model, not a curated record
AUGUACGAGACUACCACCUCGCUGGGCCUGCACCGUCUAAGCAGGCAAAACCUCCAGAAGCGCUACGAGUCUGACGAAGAGGAUGUGUCCGAGUCCGAGGCUGGCGCCCAGGACUUUGUCCCCUCGCUCGUAGGCUCCCAAAGAGCCGGUACCUUUGAUUCAGAUCUCAGUGCCGACGAGAACUCCCAUGCAGACCCGGACUCGGAUCGAGAGGAACACCUGCUGGCCCCCUAUCCUCCAGCCAAGAGGCCACGACCGGUAUCUAUGGAUACUAUCAAGCGGAACAGCGAUGCCAAUUUUGCAGAUGAUGCCUAUGUCUUCGACCCAGAAGAGGAUAUGGUUCUCGAACUGCCUUCGCCGGAUACCCCGCCGAUGGCAUCGACCCUCUACUUGCAGCCUACCAUCUAUGUCCGGCCCAACUCACCACAGGCCAACCCAAACCCUAGGUCUCGCUCCCCAUCCCCAUCAUCCAUCUUCUCCAUGGAGACUGCGGAGAUUCAGACCGCAAAGAAGGUGAGCAUGAUGGAGCCACCGACUCGUCCUACGCUGGUCUUCAUCAACUCUUUGGGUGCUCGGUUGAAGGGCGCUCGAUCCAGGCCCAACCACUCUCGAACCCGAGGAAACCCUCGGGAUCGAGGCUCUCGCAUGUUCCCCGAAAAGACCGAGAGCAGCCUCCAUGUACCACGCCUGGUCGAGACCCCAUCUGCGUCCCCUCGACCCUCACAGACACUCGAGGAGCAUGAAGAGCCAGACAGUCCAACACCUGCUAUGCCAGAAGAGGACACGCCGCCCAUCCAAAGCGCCACCAUCAACCGAGUGUCUGAGAUUCCGGUGGUCCCCUACAUCCCACCAUCACCUCACACGAGAGACCAGUCAAUGUAUCGAGCACGACCGCGCACAGCAGGCUGCGAAAAGCCCUUCCCAACACCAGCCAGUAACCCCCGCACCCGCCGCCCAACAGAGCCAGGGCGCCGCCCAGCCUCCAUCCGCAGCAGCAGCAACAGCAGCGUGCCAUCCUACUCAUCACGCCCGGCCUCCCCCUUCCCAGACGACAUCAGACUGGGCUACAUCGCCGACCGAAGCGAAACAGCCUCCCUGUACUCACACACCUGCGGCCCCACGUUCUCUCCCCAGCCACUCAGCCACCCUUCCAAACGCAGCAUGAGUAACAUGCUCGCACAACGAUCCCCGAUGAUGCGCCGCAUGGCUCGUAAACACUCCGCCUCAUCCAGCGUCGCGUCGAUGGCCAGCCUGCGUUCCGAAAUGGACGCCUCUGCCCCCAUCCCUGCUGCCGCAAGCCAGCCCAAUCUGAAUGCGAUCAACUAUGAUUCUCACGUUGUGCGGAAACCGAGCCAGCGCCGUCAUGCGAGACAUAACAGCUCUGCUUUUGGUGGGAGGGGCUUUAUGGGCUUGAAACUUGGGAAGAGGACUUUUACGAAAUCUUAG